Molecule: messenger RNA, 696 nt
Organism: Aureobasidium uvarum
Lineage: Eukaryota; Fungi; Ascomycota; Dothideomycetes; Dothideales; Saccotheciaceae
Source: the annotation of a GenBank genome assembly
AUGAUAUCGACCAAUAACGCCGAGAAGAGCACACUGAUGCGACAAGAGAUGCCCGGUAUCCAGACUUCCGGUUCAGAAGCUCCCGUCGCCAAGAAUAACGACAGCCAUAUCACUGUGUCCGACAUUAAGACCAUAGUCCGGGCUCUGAAGCGCAAACGGGUCGAUAGCGCAGCUACAUCAAAGCUGAAAGAAGGGUCCAGCAAGCGCCAGCGUGGCGAGAAGGUUGGCUGCCUCAAAGUCGGCACAUACUCUGCUAUCUUCGAGCAGAAAGACCUUGAUGAGUCUGUGACGUUGAAGUCGCUCGUGAACAGCAACACCGAGCUUGAGCCGGAAGAUGAAGACAUCUGGAAAGUCGAGGAUGCAAAGAUGCCAACACGGGUAACCGAGAAGUUACCAGAAGAGAAGUACAGGAUGACACAGUACUCGGCAUGGUUAGAGGUACUCAAAGAGCACGAUCCAGAGAUGAUGAGAUUGAGAGAGGCCAUGAUCGAAGACACCGAUGCUGGAUCUCCUGGCUUGGCUGCAGACCUCCCAGAGCUGGAGGUGCUAGAACCUUCAUGGCUCUACGACUAUCACUUGGGUGUAGGGACCUCAAGAGAUGCUGCAGGAGUCGACAUUGGAAGAGCCCCGGACGAAGAAGGCACUCAUGUUCCAGAUGCUGAAGAUGAGCAAUCAUACAAAGAAAGCGAAGAUUGA